Magallana angulata is the source of this 825-nucleotide messenger RNA. RefSeq names its product multifunctional methyltransferase subunit TRM112-like protein. NCBI's taxonomy places the organism in Eukaryota, Metazoa, Mollusca, Bivalvia, Ostreida, Ostreidae. The coding region runs from base 60 to 434 and encodes 124 amino acids. The transcript is spliced from 4 exons. Gene Ontology annotation, molecular function: protein heterodimerization activity. The record is from RefSeq and is a predicted model, not a curated record. Gene Ontology annotation, biological process: rRNA (guanine-N7)-methylation; tRNA methylation; peptidyl-glutamine methylation.
UUUUUAUUAUUUCGUUUUGUCAUAAAUAUUUGUAAACUUGUUCAGUAUCUAUCACCAACAUGAAGCUGCUAACUCACAAUUUUCUGACAUCAAACAUCAUUAAAGGAGUCAAGAAUGGAUAUCCUUUGAGUAUUUUGCCAGGGAAAGUGGAGAUGAAGGAAGUUGACUUUAAUCCAGAGUUCAUCACAAGAAUGUUACCAAAAAUAGAAUGGUCAGCUCUCCAGAAGGCUGCCAAGGAGUGUGGGUUUGAGGAGGGCUUACCCGACACUGUUGGGGAGGAACAACUUGGAGACACAGACCUCCUGAAGAGAGUCCACAAAGCAUUACUGGAGAUAGAGGUGAUUGAGGGAAAGUUGGUCUGUCCCGAGUCAGGCAGGGAAUUCCCCAUUAAUAACGGGAUCCCAAACAUGCUGUUGAAUGAAGACGAAGUGUGACACAAGGUGUCAUCGGUCAAUGUAUACACUGUUAAAGGAAGUUUUCUCUGCGUCUCUUCGGCAAGUUGUUUAAAUCAGAGGAGGGGGUGGGGUCACAGUUGUAAAGAUGUGUGUGGACACUUGGAUUUUAACAGACUGAAUGGUUUGAUGUUACUUCUUGUUGCUGAAUGUAUGCACUUGAUGUGUGAGGUUGUUUGUUGUUGAGAGUAAUGUAUGUUUAUGUGUGCAGGGUUGUAUGUUGCCAAGUGCCCGUUGUGUGUUCAUGCAAAAAGCAUUACAUUGUAUCUGUUGUUUUGUAAGUUUUUGUUUAUAUCAUUAUCAUGAAUGAGAGCAUCAUUUAGGUUUGUGAUUGAAUAAACAUCAAUAUAUAUUAAAUCCUGGGAAUCUACAA